AUGAGCUCCGAGUCCGAAGCAGAACAUGCUGCAGCAGCAACAGCAGCCGCAGAUGCCUCUGCUCCUUCCGAGCAGACGACAAUAGCUGGAGCGACCGUCGAGAGUGCUGCCGACGAAGCAAAGGAGCCCGUCCCGAAGACAGAAUCUGCUCUGGACACUGAGACCGACGCGGGAAAGUCCACAGAGACCACAAACAAUGUUACUCGACAGCACGAAGCUGAGGUUUCACAACCAUCCGAGCAAGGUCCGCAGGGCCCGACAGAGCUCGCGUCAAUACCACCGUCCAUGUCGAUCCCCGAGAUCAAGGCAGCGCUUGCUUCUGAACGCGACCAGGUCAAGGCGGCGGCUGGGAACCAAGACCCAAUAGCUGCCGACGCAGAGCCCGUCAUUCUUGGCAUUGCCGUCGUCGACUUCAACCAUCUCGUCGGACCGCAAGUCGAGUACACGUAUCCAAAAGAGCUUCAGGACGAUGAGGAUCUCGUCAAGUCGCUUCCAUUCCUCGCACUUCCAGAUGGCAGUCACCUUUCCGAUGAGGACUUUUGCUACUUCCACCUGCACUGCCCCAAGCUCUCCGAGUCAACCAUCUUUGGCAUCUCGUGUAACCGCCAGAUCGCUGCGGAUGCCCUUGUCAAGAAAGGCGCCGAGGUCACCAGAAGCACCGUCCAGAAGGCCAUCGUGGUCUUGGCAAAAGAGCCCGUCUUUGGUCCGAUCCGAGAGAAGCUCGGGAUCGUGACGCGCGCAUUCUUCGCUCAGGGAGACCUGGCUGACGUCGACAUCCUCGUCGACUUUCACUCGACUCUCGAAAUGGGAUUGCAGAGCGGUGGCAUGUCCGACGACCGCGAGACCGUCAUGUAUAUGGGGACUUCCCUGCGCGAGCUCGUCCACAAGUGGCGCUUCAAGACGCUCAUGCUCGUCAAGCUUCUUCUCCUCCAGCGUCGCGUCAUGUUCUUUGGCUAUCCCGUCGAGCAGCUCUGCAACUAUCAGUAUUCUCUCGUUUCGCUACUGCCAGGCUUGCUUCUCAGCUUGCAAGAUGCUGGUGAUCCAAAGCUGCACACGCGCGCAGGUCGGGUCGAAAAGGCAGACAGUCUGCGCUCGUCGGACCGCAAGAGCUUGCUCAAGUUCUUAGGAAUGCCCCUCGACAUCUUUGGCGAAGAUGCCUUCUUCCAACCAUACUGCCCGUUGCAGCAGAUCGACUUGCUCAGGUCGCGCACCUGGCUCGUCGGCACCAGCAACAGCAUUUUCAAGCAGCAGCGUGACUGCAAGAUCGAUGUGGUCGUUGACCUUGAGCAUGCGCAUUUGGAGUUCCAGGAUCCAAAGCUGCAUCAGGUCGUCAAUCUCACGCCAGAGGAUCGCAAGUGGAUGGACGAAGUCAUUUCGUCGGUGGUGGAGACAUGGAACCCGGCCGAUCCGACACGGCCCACGUCGAUGGGCUUCCAUGGCAGCGACGACUACCUGCGCAUCCGCUUCGAGGACUACAUCUGCUCCAUGCUUUCGUCGACAAAGUAUGCCGACUUCUUAGCCAAGAGCGACCCGGAGCAGGUGGCGAUCCAAGCACCAGAUGCUUCUACGACGAGCAGCUUUGGCGCUGAGUUCCUUAUAGCGCUUCGAAACACGGAGGCAUUCAAUGUGUGGAAGUCGGCGACGGAUCCGAUGCUGUUUGACAUUGUGGAUCACAAGCAUCCAUGCGAGGGCAAGACAUCGACGAUCGAGGAUGUCGGUCUGCGGCUUUCUGCGGGUCUGCACGACCUGCGGCUCGAGGAGAAUCUGGCGCCCACGCGUGAAGCCAUCGGUAGCGCACUGCAAGCUGGCGGUGCCAACUUUUACCGUCUUGCCAGCAAUCUGGGCAAGGACAUCGCCAAGUUCCGUGCGAACCACAUCGCGGCCACCCAGUCCGUGCGUGGUGAAGGCGCGACCGCCGCGCCAAGCAGCGCAGGAGGCAUCGGCAGUCUCACGUCUGGAUUCGGCUUGUUUGGGUCUCACGCCUCGUCGCCGUCAAAUGCAGAGGCAAGCACAUGGGCAUCUGGAGCGGCGCGCGCAUCAGGGUCCAUUACGGGGGAAGCGAUCGAUGCAAAUGGCCAGCACACUGUGCGAUCAGGUCGAGCAGCGCCUACGGACGUUCACGGCAAUGCUGCUGCUACCUUUAAUGCGAAUGAAGCUCUCAACGCAGCGGGCCAGGCAGCUGCCCAGGCUGGAACGCAAGUGCGUGCGGCGUUGGGCAAUUUUGGGUCGUUCCUCUCAGCACGUCAGAAGUCGUGGGCUGCCAGCCGCAACAACAGCAACAGCAGCAAUUCGCAAUAG
Messenger RNA from Sporisorium graminicola, 2298 nucleotides. RefSeq lists its product as uncharacterized. Bases 1 to 2298 code for a protein of 765 amino acids. The record is from RefSeq and is a predicted model, not a curated record. Lineage: Eukaryota; Fungi; Basidiomycota; Ustilaginomycetes; Ustilaginales; Ustilaginaceae. Gene Ontology annotation, cellular component: cytoplasm. The transcript has a single exon.